UUUUAGGGGUUUAGAGUUUAGACCCAUUGGCUACCAGGAUUCCACACAAACACUGACCCUCGCUCCUCUCUCUUGCCGCCACCCUUGUCUUCGCCGCUUCCCGCCGUCGCUUGCCGGAUCGGAGUUUCACAGCCACCCCUGUCUCUGGCGUCGCCGUCACAGGCUUCAUCUCGCGGCUGCAGUAGUAAUCUUUCUCGAAACCAUUGAAGGCUAAGUGCUGCUGCUGAUAUCGAAUUGUUGGGAAAAUGAGACUACUAACACACAACAUGCUAUCAUCAAACAUAAAGGGCGUGGUGAAUGGAUUCCCACUGCGCAUCGAAGCAGUGAAAGUGGUGGAAAAGACGGUGGAAAUGAAUGGUGACUUCCUGAAAAAAAUGUUUGAUAAGAUUGAUUGGAAGGCUUUUGUGGUUGCAUCACAGGCCAUGGGAUACACUGAGCUACCUGAGGAGGCUGACUCUUCUAUGCUAGAUUCAAAUGAAUUCCUGAACAGGUUUCACCAUGCCCUCUUGGAACUCCACCUUGAAGAAGGCGCUCUUGUUUGCCCAGAGACCGGACGACGCUUCCCUGUCAGUAAGGGCAUUCCGAACAUGCUUCUUCACGAGGACGAGGUCUGAAUUUUGCUGUUAAUCCAUGAUCACCUUCCCCUGUACGAGCACCCUUCUCUGUUUACUAUGUUCUCUGUCACUAUGUAGUUAAAAAUGCUAGUACUGGAAAGAAUUCAACUUCAAUGGAUUUAUAGUUUUGAUCAUCAAGUUUGCUUUAUUUUGUUGACAAAUGGUGUAUUGUGUGGCUUUUUUGCUGGGCUAUUCAUGGAUAAUUUUGACUAUUUCCAGCUGGCAUGUUAGCUCAAAUUGCAUCAAGAGCAUCAAAGGCUUCUUGAUUUCGAUUA
Molecule: messenger RNA, 889 nt
Organism: Lotus japonicus
Lineage: Eukaryota; Viridiplantae; Streptophyta; Magnoliopsida; Fabales; Fabaceae
Product: multifunctional methyltransferase subunit TRM112 homolog A-like
Exons: 2
Coding region: 246-614 (122 amino acids)
Biological process (GO): peptidyl-glutamine methylation; rRNA (guanine-N7)-methylation; tRNA methylation
Molecular function (GO): protein heterodimerization activity
Source: RefSeq, a predicted model, not a curated record